Cherax quadricarinatus is the source of this 2762-nucleotide messenger RNA. NCBI's taxonomy places the organism in Eukaryota, Metazoa, Arthropoda, Malacostraca, Decapoda, Parastacidae. The record is from RefSeq and is a predicted model, not a curated record.
AGUUGUAUCGAGUAAAUGGCUGUUUAUAAUGUGUUUUGUGGGGAAAUUGUGGUUUGUGCCAACUGGUGAUGCAUCUGGGGAGGGGAUGACUGCUACAGUAACCUCAGACCAACUUCCAAUUACUUGGGCGUCGAGUCUUCCAUUACUGCAGUGAAGCAGGUGGUGGAGGGUGGCACCUGGUUGAGGGAACCACUACAUACAUCAGUCACCUACACACUCUCUCUGAUUCAGUAAUAGGUGCAAGAUGUCUGCAGUUCAGGUGAAGCAGGUGGUGGAGGGCGUGCACCUGGGUGAAGGACCACACUGGGUACAAGACCAACAGUGUCUCCUCUUCGUCGAUAUAACGAAGAGCAACGUACACAGAUAUUUCCUCCAGACAAAAAGACACCAAGUACUUCACAUCGAUAGUGGCAGCUCAGAAAGCACCGUAUCUCUCAUCAUUCCUAUAGAGGGAGAACCAGACUUAUUUUUGACAAGUCUUGAUCGGUCUCUUGCUGUAGUCAAGUGGUCUACCACUGACCCUGAUCAGCACACAGUGAAACCAAAAGCCAUUCUACAUACUGUUGAUGAUCACUAUCCAACUAAUCGCUUUAAUGACGGCAAGUGUGAUCCGCAAGGCAGACUCUGGGCAGGUACAAUGGGGAAAGAAACAGCACCUGGACAACUAGAUAUGUACCAGGGCUCAUUGUUCUGCAUUGAUGCUGAUCUUAACAUCACUAACCGGGUUAAUAAGAUCUCCAUUGCAAAUGGAUUAGCAUGGAGUCUCGAUAGGAAAACUUUCUAUUAUAUUGACUCUCUUGCCCACUCCAUUGAUGCCUUUGAUUACGAUGAUGCCACUAGCAAAAUUGAAAACCGUCGUACUGUGUUUGACUACAAAGCAUCUGGACUGGCAAAGGACCUUCCUGAUGGAAUGUGCAUUGAUGAAACAGGAAAUCUAUGGGUUGCCAAUUUUUUUGGUAAAAAGGUUAUGUGUGUGGACCCAAAAGUUGGUAAGAUAAUCCGUAAAGUGGAGUUGCCAACACAGAACAUAACUUCAGUUUGCUGGGGUGGAGCAGAUUACUCCACUCUCUUUGUAACAUCAGCCCAAACUGGAUUAUCAGCUGAAGCACUAGCAAGUGACCCUGCAGCAGGAGGCACAUUUGCUAUCACUGGCUUAGGAGUUCGUGGCCUUCCACCAACAAACUUUAAAGUUAAUCUCAACUUGUUGAAGGAGAAGAUAGCUUCUUAAGUUUCUAACGCUAAAAGCUAAAUACAGUACAUACAUGAAGAAUUUUAUAUUUCCUGAAAUAGUAAGACUAAGGCAAAAUUUCCUCUGAACGCUAUGGUUGCUAUUCUAUUUUACAGUAAGGAGAGGGCAUGGACCAGGUUUUAGGUAGUGGUUAUGGAUAGGAUGGGAAGGAACAAGAACCACCCUCUUCCUUCUCAACAUGCAUACUAUGCUGAAAAGGGCUUGCUCCUUAUAUAUUUAGUAUUAGUAUAAAUCAUUUGCUAGGAUUGGGUUUAUUAAUUAGUCUCUCAAUGCUGAAACACCAGAGGGCACUUUGUAGAGCCUGGCACUUUGGUUAUGAUGUUUUGUCCUAUAUUACUUUAGUAUAUGAAAUCAGUAUAUUUUUUCCAGUAACAAAGUGGUCCUCUCCCACUAAAGUAGGGUGACCCUCCCAAAAAUUGAACACACCAUCAUUCAUUCAACGACUGUCUAGCGAGAAAUUUGCAGAGAUCACAAUUCAAAUGACUAAGUGUGGUAUUUGCAUUAUACUGUAUAAAAUGAUUUGGAAUAUCUUUCAUGAUUUUCAACCCAGGUGUUUAGGUAAAGUUACUCAGCCAUCCUCAAAAAAAAAAAAAAAAAAUACUAUGUACAAUAAUACAUAGUAUUCAUAAAUUUGCUUAAUAUUAUAAUGGAAACUAAGUGCUGUGUAAAUUUGCUUAAAAAUAGCAAAACAUGUUUAUAUAUACAAGAUAUGUUUAUAUUUUUUGUGAAGGGAUUCAGGGAAACUGGUUAGUCGGAUUUGAGUUUUGGAGAUGGGAUGUACAAUGCCUGCACUCUAAAGAAGAACUAGGUAUAUUUGCCGUUUGGAAGGACAUCUGAGCUGUUGUAUCUGCAUGCCUCUGGCAAGAUAGUGAUAGUGUGGAUGAUGGUGAAAGUUUCCUUUUCUGGGCACCCUACCUCGGUGGGAGAUGGCCAGUGUGUUAGAUACCAGGAAAAGUGUCAUGAGCCACAAGUCCUUUCAGAGUAAAUGCUGCACGUGAUUGUAGUGUCUCGCAGUAUUCAUAAUUCUUAUGUUUUAUUUUGAUUAUGGGCUUUUAAUGUUAUUGACCAAUUAGUCAAUUUGAAACAUUUAUAUCUUUACUCCAAAUUUUCCUUUACUUUCUAAAUAUGCUUUAAGUUACAGCACAGUACUGUAAUUCCAGCACAGCUUGUAAUUAAUAGAGUAAUAAUUUUAAUUAAUUAGUAUAUACAUUUCUUUGUCUAAAUGAAUUUCAGAAAACUUAUUACUGUACUGUUAUGCCUACAGCUUCAUAGGAUUAUGUAUCCAUGAAUUUCAAUUAUCAAGCACUUUCCCUGAAAGGAAACCACUGAUUAGAUUAAAUUAUUCAAUGUGUAUUUGGCUCAGUGGUUUUCCUGCAUCAAUAUCUCUCUAUUGUCAUGAUUUCUUAUGAAUGCCAACAUUAACUGGAUUAGAGUGAUACAAUAAGGAGAUAAUCUCUGUAACAAAAUACAUGUAUACAAUAAACUUGAAACAAAAUACAUUAUGCACACUUAA